GCUGUACGUACGAUCCACCAUCUCCGGAAAGAAUUCUCACGGCAGUACAGUAACAAUUUCGAGGGAUAUGGCAACACGCAUUGCUCAAGAUAUUCUGUGACGAGCAACAAGAAGUUCUGUUCCAGGAAGCACCUGGAACAGAAGAACCUCAAGGAACGGGACACAGACACCCAUGCACAAGCAAGAGUGACAAACGAGGCUUCAUCUUCAGAAAACAGGUACCCCUCUCUGGCAUGUCCUCUGUCCUGACUGGGAACCCUCGAAGACGGCCUCUCUGAAGACCCCCGAAGACAGGCCCUCUGGGGGGACAAACACCAACAGUUUACUCCUCAUGAAGGAAGAGGCGAGAGAUCCUUGUGUCCUUGAGUGAUCAAGAUCCAGCCCCUCGGAUUCACAACCUGAAGCGAUGCAGCUCUCACCAGAGUUCAGUGGUCAGAUCGUGAAAGUGAAAUCGGAGCCACCUGAUUUUGCCUGCCUGCCAGAAGAGGGCCAGGUACAGCAACAUCAGUGCAACGAGCCUUCACCAGGAGGCGAUGCUGAUGGAGUGACAUCUGGUACGUGUCACAUUAAAGAAGAACGUCGAGAGGAAUCUUCCAAUGAACAUCCAAUCAUAGAAGUGAAGACAGAGCCUUACAAUGUUGCAAUCAUAACAGAGCUGGACCAGAUGGGACGCAACUGUGAUUCAAUACCUGAAGACGCAAGAGGGAACACUGAUACGCUCCAUAUUCAGGACAAGCCUAAAGGCACUUGUGAUCAAGAAUACUCUAGUUGCGCUUCUUCAGGUGCACAGUUCAGCACAACAACAGUUGAACUGCAGCCCGACGGCACUGCACUAUUCACUAUGAAUGACCAACCCGCUGAGCGACAUCGAGACCAGAGCAAGCCACGUGCACUCGCAUGCAUGUCGAAUGCCAGCCUCGAAUGCCACAUGUUUGCAGAGUGUCACAAUGAGUCUGAAAAGUGUUCCACUCCUCCUCCGACGGAUAUACAGAUGGGAGAGAAGGGUUCUGGGUGCAACAUCUAUCCCUCUUCAUUCUCGUGGUCACGAAGUGACGACAACCAUGUGGCGAAGCAUACUGAGAAGAGGCCAUACAAGUGCGAUGUCUGCCCUGCGGAGUUCAGUCAGGGCGGGCACCAACGGCAGCACAAGCGAGCCCACACGGGCGAGAAGCCAUACAAGUGCGAUGUCUGCCCUGCAGAGUUCAGUCAGGGCGGGCACCUACGGCAGCACAAGCGAGCACACACGGGAGAAAAGCCACACAAGUGCGAUGUCUGCCCUGCGGAAUUCAGUAAGGGCGCGAACCUACGGCAGCACAAGCGAGCACACACGGGAGAGAAGCCAUACAAGUGCGAUGUCUGCCCUGCGGAGUUCAGUCAGGGCGGGCACCUACGGCGGCACAAGCGAGCACACACGGGAGAGAAGCCAUACAAGUGCGAUAUCUGCCCUGCGGAGUUCAGUCAGGGCGGGCACCUACGGCGGCACAAGCGAGCACACACGGGAGAGAAGCCAUACAAGUGCGAUGUCUGCCCUGCAGAGUUCAGUCAGGGCGGGCACCUACGGCAGCACAAGCGAGCACACACGGGAGAAAAGCCACACAAGUGCGAUGUCUGCCCUGCGGAAUUCAGUAAGGGCGCGAACCUACGGCAGCACAAGCGAGCACACACGGGAGAGAAGCCAUACAAGUGCGAUGUCUGCUCUGCGGAGUUCAGUUGGGGCGGAAACCUACGGCAGCACAAGCGAGCACACACGGGAGAGAAGCCAUACAAGUGCGAUGUCUGCCCUGCGGAGUUCAGUCAUAGCGGGAACCUACGGCGGCACAAGCGAGCACACACGGGAGAGAAGCCAUACAAGUGCGAUGUCUGCCCUGCGGAGUUUAGUCAGGGCGCGCACCUACGGCGGCACAAGCGAGCACACACGGGAGAGAAGCCAUACAAGUGCGAUGUCUGCCCUGCGGAGUUCAGUCAGGGCGGGCACGUACGGCAGCACAAGCGAGCACACACGGGAGAGAAGCCAUAGAAGUGCGAUGUCUGCCCUGCGGAGUUCAGUCAGGGCGUGCACCUACGGCAGCACAAGCGAGCACACACGGCAGAUAAGCCAUACAAGUGCGAUGUCUGCCCUGCGGAGUUCAGUCAGGGCGUGCACCUACGGCAGCAGAAGCGAACACACACUGAAGAGAAGCCAUACAAGUGUGAUGUCUGCCCUGCGGAGUUCAGUUGGGGCGGAAACCUACGGCGGCAUAAGAGAGCACACACGGGCGAGAAGCCAUACAAGUGCCACCUCUGCCACGCAGAGUUCAGCCGCAGCGGGCCCCUACAGCAGCACAAGCGGACACACACGGGGGAGAAGCCAUACAAGUGUGACGUUUGCCACGCAAAGUUUAGUUACAACGGGAAUCUACAGCAGCACAAGCGGACACACACGGCUGAGCAGCCAUAAAAUUGCAACCUCUGUCCUGCAGUGUUCAUCCACAACCCAAACUUGCGGUGUGAAACAUGUGCAGUCCCUGUCGUGUAGAAUAUCACAAGCAGACAGCCUGCAGUGAGAAACCACAAAGGAGCGUUCUCUGUUCUGCAAAGCUGAGGCACAGCACAAACCUGCAGUGAAACAAGAAGACCUACAUGGAUGUGAAGCCAUACAAGUGCAACCUCUGUGCUGUAGAGCACGAACGCACAAAGUUAGAGAAGCCGCUGCUAGAGCUAGUUCAGCCAGAGCAUGAACCUGUGACCUAACAUGCAGCCACGACACACUUGGGAUGGUGACCAUACAAGUGCUUAGAGGCCGCGUACACUUUAAAGUGCACCAGUCCUGGGCUGUCGCAUGUCCUUGAUGCAGACAUCUGAAGGAGCACAUGCUAAUGCACAGAUAGGCGAACGCUAUUCCGAUGCGAUCUGUAUUCCGCCGUAGUUUACUUGUGUUUCACAUUUAUGAAACUCUCACUCACAAACAGGCAGAGGGUAAAAAGAGGUGGUGACACAUGUGAAACGUAAACAAACAAACAACAAAGUGACAGCCAUACAAUGGCUCUGAACUGCUAACCAGUGUUUACUUCCAUGAAAAGCAUGCAUUGCAUUGCUUCCGUUUUGCCUCUGUGUUCCUUUCUUUAUUCCUUUCCUCUGUUUAUGAUGAAUGCUUCGUUUACGCCCUGCAUCUCCUCACCUGAUGACAUAAACGAAUAAGUCAACCCAAAGAAAUAAAAGAAUAUUUCUACAAGA
This is a messenger RNA of Ornithodoros turicata, 3213 nucleotides long. RefSeq names its product zinc finger protein 501-like. The coding region runs from base 407 to 2017 and encodes 536 amino acids. The record is from RefSeq and is a predicted model, not a curated record. The transcript has 6 exons. Lineage: Eukaryota; Metazoa; Arthropoda; Arachnida; Ixodida; Argasidae. Gene Ontology annotation, molecular function: DNA-binding transcription repressor activity, RNA polymerase II-specific; RNA polymerase II cis-regulatory region sequence-specific DNA binding. Gene Ontology annotation, cellular component: nucleoplasm. Gene Ontology annotation, biological process: regulation of transcription by RNA polymerase II.